CAGAGUUGUCACAGCGAUUUUCUCAGCCUCUUCAGUUUCAGUGGAGUGUUCUUCCAGCACAAGCGGAUCAUGAAAGUGGUCAGCGCUGCCUGCUCGCUCAAGCGCCAGGGCUGCAGCCAGGAAGUGGUGCGCUGUCUGUCCGAGCAGAGCAUCGCCAUCGCUAAGUACAAAGUCGCCCCGCUGCUGGACGAGCAGAUGAGCAUGCUCCUGUACGACAUGAACGGCUGCUACACCAAGCUGAAGGAACUCGUGCCCACGCUGCCCCAGAACAAGAAGGUCAGCAAAGUCGAGAUCCUGCAGCAUGUCAUCGAUUAUAUCUGGGACUUGCAGCUCGAAUUGGACGACCAGCCGGGAAUGGGGUGUCAGGCAGCCGCUGGGACCACAGCACAGUCUCGGACCCCUCUCAGUGCAGAUGUUACAGGACUGUCAACAGAGGUUCCAUGUGUGAGUAGUGAUGACAGGAUUCUGUGUCGCUGAAUGGAUUCACUUUACUUGCAGGUAUUCCAGAUGCUAAAUAUAACAUAACAUGAUCCGGUGGUGCUGGAUUAACAGUACAUCCAUCCCGCAGUCCCUGGGAGAGGGGAAAAGAGGAGAGCUGGGAGAAAUUCCAAAAUUAAAAAUCAUGUUACUGGGACCAGUGUCUUGAUGAUCAUGGCACCAAGCGAGAGCAGCCCUUGCAGUGAUCGCCAGGCUCCAGGACUCUCGGCUCCUUUAUUUUAGUCUUCCAUCUGAACCCAGGUGGACGCGGGAACUAGGCGGAAGCACAGCAAAGUUUUUAGUAACUCUUCCUAGCGACGUGCCUAGCAACAGAUUUAACUGCGAUUAGCCGCGCCAACCUUCUUAAAUGUGUAAUGUGUGAGCUGACGCCACACCACAGGCCAUUAACGAGACAUGGAGUCUAGAAUUGAGAUUGUAUAUGGCAUCCUUUAGAGACCUAUGGGGUGAUUCAGUUGUAAAUCUUAUACUUUGUAAGUGUGUAUUGAAUUGUUUACAACAAUGUUGUACUAAAGAUUUUUUUAUUGCUUUUUGAUGAAUUAAAAUAAAAACUAGUCACAUUAAUUAAAA
Molecule: messenger RNA, 1065 nt
Organism: Hemiscyllium ocellatum (epaulette shark)
Lineage: Eukaryota; Metazoa; Chordata; Chondrichthyes; Orectolobiformes; Hemiscylliidae
Gene: id1
Product: inhibitor of DNA binding 1, HLH protein
Exons: 3
Coding region: 70-477 (135 amino acids)
Biological process (GO): negative regulation of transcription by RNA polymerase II; circadian regulation of gene expression; cell differentiation
Cellular component (GO): cytoplasm; nucleus
Molecular function (GO): transcription regulator activity; protein dimerization activity
Source: RefSeq, a predicted model, not a curated record